AUUGGAGGCAAAUAGCUCAUCAGCCACCUUCACAAAUUCUUAAGCUCAACUGCUCACUUAACUACAAGAUUUUCCAAAACAUGGCCUUCAAACCAUGUUCCUCUAAUAAUAUUGCUCUUUUCUUCACACUCAACCUCCUCUUCUUUGCACUUGUCUCUGGAUGUGGCUACAAAUGCCCUAACCCUAAACCUAAGCCGAAUCCAAACCCUAACCCUAAUAAUCCAAAUCCCAACCCCAACAACCCAAAUAAUCCCAAUCCUAACCCCAAUAAUCCAAACCCCAAUCCCAACCCCAACAAUCCAAACCCUAACCCUAACCCAAACAACCCUAACAAUAACAUGACAUGCCCACGCGACGCGCUCAAAUUGGGCAUAUGCGCCAAUGUGCUGAGCGGUUUGUUGAACAUAACUUUGGGUCAGCCGCCGGUGACCCCCUGCUGCUCCCUCCUCAGCGGUCUCGUCGAUCUCGAAGCCGCAAUUUGCCUUUGCACGGCGCUUAGAGGAAACAUCCUUGGCAUUAACAUCAACCUUCCAAUCUCCCUUAGCCUGCUUCUGAAUGUCUGCUCAAGGCAAGUGCCACGUGGCUUCCAGUGUUCCUAAGCACAAAUAAUAACUAUUAUACUUAUGUGAGAAGGUGAAAACUCAGGUGCAGUCAACUUCAUGUAAAGUGGAAAACUGAGAGUCGUUAAAUAAUUUGACUGAUUUGACUAAAUUUUAAUCUAACGGCUCUCAACUAUCAACUUUAUGUGAAAUCGACUGCACCUAAGUUUCCACCAAGAAUUACACUAAAAUAAUUUAAUUAAUGAAUAAGUAAUCGCUAAAAAUAAUAAAUUCAAAUUAGCAUUUCUCUACUUAUGUAUCAUAUCAUGUCCUUGACAUACACAAUAGUAUUUACUUGGUGAUGUAUUUAUGGUAGUGUGGUGUGGUGUGUAUUAAUUAUUCUUAUUAUUGUAUUACGACGUUGUACGUGCAUGGAUGGUUAACCUUUCGUUAUCAUCACUUCAUUUCAGUACUUUCCAGUCAUUGUAUCAUGAACACUGAAUAAAUUUCCUCCAGUCAUCAUUGUGUUGGAGGGACCCAAAUGUUUGAUGUACUUUAAUUUAUAGUAUUGUUAUUUAAUAAAAUGAUUGAAGAAUGUUACGUAUAA
Molecule: messenger RNA, 1146 nt
Organism: Arachis ipaensis
Lineage: Eukaryota; Viridiplantae; Streptophyta; Magnoliopsida; Fabales; Fabaceae
Product: 14 kDa proline-rich protein DC2.15
Source: RefSeq, a predicted model, not a curated record